Messenger RNA from Periconia digitata, 1520 nucleotides. NCBI's taxonomy places the organism in Eukaryota, Fungi, Ascomycota, Dothideomycetes, Pleosporales, Periconiaceae. The record is from the annotation of a GenBank genome assembly.
CCCACCUACCAGGAGCCUUCAACAAUAUUGCCAUCCUCAGUCGCAUAUAGACAGGCAGGCGAUGGUCCUCCAGCGUCUCCACGCCAAUUAUCAGGGCUGUUGCUAGUGCUUCGUUCGAUACGACACUCAGGAUUCUGGUCGUUGCUGCAGCUUGCCGAUAUAACUGACAGAAAUACAGACAAGGAGCAGGGCCUUCACUCUAACCGCUGGGAACGAGCUCACCGUUUCCCAGCCGCCUUCCAAUGCUGGUUGUUACAGUGCGUCUUCAAUAUCACAGUGGGUUAUCAUUGGCUUUCUCCAUUAUGGCGAGAAGAUAUUAAGAUUCACACCCUUGAUGGCAAUAUCACGCCUGAUAAUGAUCCCCGCGUGCUCAUCCGGUCGCUAUCCCUGGCAUACCACCAACUCAGGCCGUCAGCUUGGCCAGCUGCGGGCACGGCCACCACCCUCACAGUCUUCUGCUUACUCGCGGUUCUCUCCGGCAUCAUUGCAUAUGCAGAGAUGUACACGGUCGACUAGGAUAACCUGGACUCUGCGCUUGAGAGGGUGUCUACCGUUGAGACGUGGAGCAAGAACCAACGGCCGUGCAGCCCGCUUCGACGGUUGCAGUGGAGUACGUCCCGCCAUAUCCACUUGCUUUGUGAACUCAGUCAGAGGCUUCCUCUUAAUCUAAAUGAAGUCACUAUAUGUGGCUUUUGAGAAGACCCGCACUGGCUUCGGUCAAGCCGACUCGUCGAUGAACCCACUUCCUCGCUGCUCUGUACUCAUUCGACACGGACCGAGAGUGUAAACUUAAAAUUGCAUGAGCUGGAACCUGGGCUUGGGUAUGCAGAGAUACAUCUAUGUGCUUCUUGGUGUCGACAAACGUUAUAGUACCUGGUGCAUGAAAACGCACCUCAGUCUGGCUUACGACCUGCACGUUUACGCUAUAGGUCAAGUGACUCAUGAGUCUAGCAGUCUGUUCGCCCAUGUGUUCGAAGUCAAUACUACUUUGCUCGACCUCAGUUUUAUUUCCACUUCUUACCUGAAAAGCACAGCCGAAAUGAUACAAGCAUCAAACGGGUGGUCGUCCGGAUUACCAACGCACCGAGUGUCCUGUUCAGGGUCAGUUCACAGUGACCUUGAAUCAUGUUCGUCCUAUAUCUGAUCCUGUUAAAACAUCCACCUAAAUUCGGUCUCAGCUGUACCAUUUCAUGUUCUUUGGACAUUCCAUGAAGCACAGCAUACGAAUAGAGAUGCAGUUUUUAUCUCUUGGUCACUAAAGGAUCCCUCAUCUGUAAUAUACUUCGAGUAGAACUUUGCUGUAAGACUUGUGUGGAUGUCGAUAAAACCAUAAAAGAGCCCUUCGCCAUUUUUAUCAGCUCCUGCCGCGAUACUAAGUCCUCUCGUUUACCAAUUUCUCAUCGCCGCAAGCCAUCCGCACAUCAAAACCUUGCUUACAUAAUCACAACCCAACUACCACCUCGCAAUGCAAUUGCCUACUCAAGUCUAAAGUCAUCCCAGGCGGUCUCAAACACAAGUCU